Messenger RNA from Bursaphelenchus xylophilus (pine wood nematode), 1730 nucleotides. NCBI's taxonomy places the organism in Eukaryota, Metazoa, Nematoda, Chromadorea, Rhabditida, Aphelenchoididae. The record is from the annotation of a GenBank genome assembly.
AUGUCUACCAUAUCAGAAACUGUGAGUUAUUUUAUAACGGAUUCUAAAUUUUAUAAUUCUCAUUACAGCAGACAAAACGGGAGGGAGUAGUGGCCAAUUUAAAGUCGAUUAGAGUUGGAAAAACAAAGUUGUUGGCCAUGCUUGGAUCUCUAAAGGAAGCGGAGCAAAGAGGAGAGGUGGGUCCCAAUCAUAAAGAUCAUAGUUAUUUUAGGAGAUCGAUAAAACAUUGAUCGGCCAGUUGGUGGAAGCCUAUGAUAAAUUGAAGAUUCAGGAAGAUGAAUAUCUGACAGUUCUUAAGGAUAUCAUCCAACAACAUUUUGUUGAAUAUAAGGCGGAGAAGACUCGAGUAGAAAAAGAAAGGGAAGCAGAAGAAACAGUUUUGCAACCUGUGAGAACUGAGGAAGAACAGAAGCUUCUGGACGAGUUCUUGAAAGAGAUCGAUGAAGUGGAAGAGAGCGCCCGCGCAGCUUAUGAUCGAAACGAAGAAUUGAUGAAUAAAUUGAGGGAAAAGUUGGAACAGGUAGUUUUUUUGAUUGCAAUCAUAUAAAGUAAUUGUAGAAACAAGUUAUCGAUCACUUAAACAAUGUGAAAGAGGCGGAGUUAGACAAAACCAUGGCUGCAAAAGAAAGAGGUAGGUUUUGAGUAAUACAAGUUAAGGAUAUUAUUCAGUAUUGGCCGAAAAAGAGGCGUUGGCAAGGGCUGAACAAGUUCGGGAUCGUCUGAAGAAAGAAUUCCUGAAACGAGGGUUGGCCAAACGAAGUGAUGAACCCCUGGCUGAAGAGAUACUCCCCUCUGACUGUAGUGAACGAGUCCCUGAGAUUCCAAAGUUCUUGCCGGAACCUCGCUCGGAGGAAGAGAAAGCAAUGAAUGAGAAGAUUCAGAAGCACAUUGAAUCCAUAAAAACUCGCAGACAGAGGAUGAAGGAGUGUGGUCUUAGACUGAAUGACAUGAUGGACAUCAGUCAGAAUAUACAACAGGCCGUUGUUCGUACGAGGUAAGCUUAAUCUACAGAUAUUCGUCAAUGAAUUGAUUCCUGAUCUAUCAUUGUUACAGUAAUAUUGGUGAGUUGCAAAAGAAGUUGGAGGACCUAAAGACAGCAGAGUCCGAACAAACGGAGGAAAGGUGAGGGCCGAACCGAUUUGUUUUAAUAUCAGGGGUCAUCUCGAACUGGUGUAAAGUGGAUUACAUCAAAGAGAGGGGCGAAGGAUGGUGUUCACAUUCCGGAGACGUCAUCUGUUCGGGGGUGAGGGAAUGGUGGCCAGAUGAUGCACUCCCUGGACAGAUGCGCUCCCUCCCCGCGCCUCUCUUUGUGAUCAGCUCUAAUCCGGCACGCCUGUUACUUACUUUCUUCGGGCUAACUCUCGGAUGGAUCUAUCUGGUCAGUCUCUGGCCCCGCCUUUCUCGAGGAGGAUCGAUGGCAUCCUCUUGUCUUCUCGAAAACUUUCAGUCUGUUCCCUGACACCCGGCCGAUCGGCGGCUCAUUGCUUCAGGUCAUUGCCAUCUCUAUCUUUAGAUAUUCACCUUAUGUUCGAGCUCUUUCUCGGCGUAUAUUCCUCGUGAUUAGUCGCACCACUCUAGUGCUGACCCCCUGGUUAAGUGAAUACUUUGCCACAGUCUUAGAAUAUGGCAUAGCUGGGCCAAGGUUCGCUUAAACCGGUGUAAAGUCAGCGUAUCUUUCUUCUGGCAAAUACUGUAAUAUUUUUAACACAUUUUUUAGCCCUGCGAAUUAA